AGCGCGCGCGGCGGUGGGCGGGGGGGCUGCCCCGGGGCGGCGGUCCCCCCUCCCCUCCCCCCCACGUCGAGGCGCGGCGGGUGGCGGCGGCGGCGGGAGCGGCGGCGGGAGCGCGUCCCGUCCGGGUCCUAAGGAGCCGCCGCCGCCGCCGCCGCCGCCACCGCUCGCCAACAUGGCGGACCUGGAGGCCGUGCUGGCCGAUGUCAGCUACCUGAUGGCGAUGGAGAAGAGCAAGGCGACCCCGGCCGCCCGCGCCAGCAAGAAGAUCGUUCUGCCCGAGCCCAGUAUCCGGAGUGUGAUGCAGAAGUACCUCGAGGAGAGACAUGAAAUCACCUUUGACAAGAUUUUUAAUCAGAAAAUUGGUUUCUUGCUAUUUAAAGAUUUUUGUUUGAAUGAAAUUAAUGAAGCUGUACCUCAGGUGAAGUUUUAUGAAGAGAUAAAAGAAUAUGAAAAGCUGGAGAGUGAGGAAGAUCGGCUUUGUAGAAGUCGACAGAUUUAUGAUACUUACAUCAUGAAGGAGCUGCUGUCUUGUUCACAUCCAUUCUCAAAGCAAGCUGUAGAACACGUACAGAGUCAUCUAUCCAAGAAACAAGUCACAUCAACUCUUUUUCAGCCAUAUAUAGAAGAAAUUUGUGAAAGUCUUCGAGGCAGCAUUUUUCAAAAAUUCAUGGAAAGUGACAAGUUCACUAGAUUUUGUCAGUGGAAAAACGUGGAAUUAAAUAUCCAUUUGACCAUGAAUGAUUUCAGCGUGCACCGGAUUAUUGGGCGAGGAGGAUUUGGUGAAGUAUACGGUUGCAGGAAAGCAGACACUGGGAAAAUGUAUGCAAUGAAAUGCUUGGAUAAGAAGAGGAUUAAAAUGAAACAAGGAGAAACCUUAGCCUUAAACGAAAGGAUCAUGUUGUCCCUGGUGAGCACAGGAGAUUGUCCUUUCAUUGUCUGUAUGACCUAUGCCUUCCAUACUCCAGAUAAACUCUGCUUCAUCUUGGAUCUGAUGAAUGGGGGUGAUUUGCACUAUCACCUUUCACAGCACGGGGUGUUUUCUGAGAAGGAGAUGCGUUUUUACGCCACAGAAAUCAUCCUGGGGCUGGAACACAUGCACAAUCGGUUUGUCGUUUACAGAGAUUUGAAGCCCGCAAAUAUCCUCUUGGAUGAACACGGACACGUGAGGAUAUCAGACCUUGGUCUUGCCUGCGAUUUUUCCAGAAAGAAGCCGCACGCGAGUGUUGGCACCCACGGGUACAUGGCUCCUGAGGUUCUGCAGAAGGGGACCGCGUACGACAGCAGUGCCGACUGGUUCUCCCUGGGUUGUAUGCUUUUCAAACUCCUGAGAGGUCACAGCCCUUUCAGACAACAUAAAACCAAAGAUAAGCAUGAGAUUGACCGAAUGACACUCACCAUGAAUGUGGAGCUUCCAGACGUCUUCUCCCCGGAGCUGAAGUCCCUUCUGGAAGGCUUGCUCCAGCGGGACGUUCGUAAGCGACUCGGCUGCCACGGAGGCGGCGCACAGGAACUAAAGACGCAUGACUUCUUCAGAGGCAUCGACUGGCAGCACGUUUACCUACAGAAGUACCCCCCACCCUUGAUCCCUCCCCGGGGGGAAGUCAAUGCAGCUGACGCCUUUGACAUCGGCUCAUUUGAUGAAGAGGAUACCAAAGGCAUCAAGCUUCUUGAUUGCGACCAAGAACUCUACAAGAACUUCCCCUUGGUGAUCUCUGAGCGCUGGCAGCAGGAAGUGGCGGAAACAGUUUAUGAAGCAGUAAAUGCAGACACGGAUAAAAUCGAGGCCAGGAAGAGGGCUAAAAAUAAGCAGCUUGGCCAUGAAGAAGAUUACGCCCUGGGAAGAGACUGCAUCAUACACGGGUACAUGCUGAAGCUGGGGAACCCCUUCCUGACUCAGUGGCAGCGUCGAUAUUUUUACCUCUUUCCAAACAGACUUGAAUGGAGAGGAGAGGGCGAGUCACGACAAAAUUUACUGACGAUGGAACAGAUUGUGUCUGUGGAAGAAACUCAGAUUAAAGACAAAAAGUGCAUUUUGUUGAGGAUAAAAGGAGGGAAGCAAUUUGUCCUGCAGUGUGAGAGCGACCCAGAGUUUGUGCAGUGGAAGAAAGAGCUGACGGAGACGUUCACGGAGGCCCAGCGGCUGUUACGUCGCGCCCCCAAGUUCCUCAACAAAUCCCGUUCGGCUGUUGUGGAGCUCUCGAAGCCACCCCUCUGCCACAGGAAUAGCAACGGCCUCUGACCCCCGGCUCAGGGAGGGUCCCGGGAGACGGCACCUCCUCCGGAAGGUCCACGUGGGCUGCUUGGCCCUCGAAGCGGAGCCUUUGGGAGACGUGUGAGGAUGGAAGAUGGAGUCGCUCACCUCCAGCGUGCUGCGUGGCUGGGGGCGCCCAGGAUUCCCAGAUGCUGCUGCUGCGAGCGGUGACCAUCCUCAGGCUUGGGGGCGCCUCCUCUCCCACGGAGGGCCUCCCGCCACGAUUGCAUCUGUCCACCCCCGAAACUACUGAAGAAGCAGAGCUCUCUUUCUUUGCCACACACUUCUUUUGGUUAUAGAUGAACCAGAACUUGAAAAGAUUCCUACUGAUGACAUCGCUUUUUACAUCCAAUAUCAAACAUAUCUCAGACUUGCCAAGAUGGGAUCAGACAGUCUGCCGAUCAGAUCACCCCAGCGUUGCCAUGUUCUGUCCAUAAACAGCCACAGCUGGGUUGAGAUGUCUUUGCUCCGUACAGCUGGGGGGUGGGGUAGAGGGUGGCAGACCACCUGAGGGUAUCUCUGUGCCCUUGAGAACCAGCCUCUUAUGGUCCGGGGGUGGAAAGCUGCAGCGAUUUUCUGAAAGGGCUGCAUCUGGGCCUUCCCCGUGAUGCUGCACCCAUGGGUACCGGCCUGCCUCCGACAGGGAGCUCAGGCAGCUGGGGACCGAGGGUGCCUGCCCUCUGAGGGUGUAGGAGCUGCUCAGCAUCAAGGGCAUCAGACGGUAGGUCAUUGGACAGUCCACAGUGGUUCUGCAGGAGAGAGGCAGUGGCGUUUUACAUCUCAAGGCAACAGUGAUUUUCAAAAACCUUCACGUCAACAGCACUUUCCCAUGUCUGGGUGCACGGGAAUGCCUGGGGGUGCACCCUUCUCGGGUUUGGACAGAGAGUGGCCAUGUGACACAGCCACUCUGAUUCUCUCUGACUCACCUCAGGAAGCAUCUCGGUAACGAAUGUGUCAAGGAAGGAAACUCUGUUUUACACCUUAGUAUAAUUUAAAAUGAAUUUUAUUGAAAAAAGGAAUGCUGAAGACGAAUGUGUCGAAAUGGGUUAACUGUAUAUUGACUCGUAUUGUCGUUCAACUGUCAUUAGCGGAUAAUUCUCUGCCUGGGCGGGCUGCUCUGGGACAGCGACAGCCUCAUCCCCUUGGCCUCCUCUCCCCAUGGUCUGUUUCAUGCCCCUAAUAAGUGCUGGGUUUAUAAGAACUGGUGUGUUUCCCAGCGAAGUCCUCCAUGUCAUCAGACUAAAAAUAGUAACAGUAAUUUUCAAAGUCCACAUAUUUGUCCUGUUCUUAGUGCAAUUUUAUUGUCUGUUUCUAAGUUCGACUACUAACAAUAUAAAUAACUUGACAUCGUAAUUAUCUGCAUCCUGUCCUCGAUAUUUUUAGUGGUUCCAAAUCUUUGUGUUUACAUCUGUGUGCCGCACUCACUGGGAAAGUAAGUCCUUUUUAUGAAACGAUAUCUUGAGAGUUUGGAAGAUAGCUACCGAAAGAGCCUUUUAUUUUAUAGGAGUUAUCUUGGAAAAGAAGCUGUGACGUUCACUGUUUCUCUCAACUACUAGUCGGAAUGUAACAUACAUGUUCUGUCUGCUGUUUCCAGUAUGAAAGUUGCAGGCUGCUAUUUACAUGGACUUCCCUGAUUUAGAAGGGAAGAAUAGUAUUCAAAUUCUGGUUUCAAAAAAAAAAAAAGAGUUAAAAUAACAAAAACCACGAGAGACAGAAAAGCAGUUCGUGAGGAGUGAGCGUCUUUCCAGGCGUGGUUGAUGCUUGCUGUCUGCCGUGGUUACCGGCUCCAUCACAAGCUCACUUGUGUUCGGCGCUUAUGGUUCAGAGACGGGUAAUCACAGUUUAGAAAUUGCUGAGCCUCACGCGGCUGCUGGACAGAGUAGAGGUGUAGCCUCACGUGGAGGAGGUGCACGAAUUCCUUGAGGGCCUGGGCUUAGCGUCUCACAUUCCGUACCCCGGGCACCAGCUACGCCGAUUUGCAUCACUGAAAAAUAUCAGUAACCUCUGGAGUAGAACACAAGGUUAUCUUUCCUUUGGAAAAGAAAAAUGAAUUGGAAAUACUCCAAGAGCCCUUUUGCCUCAAAUGUAUUCCAGGUGAACUUUUACACCCCCUCGAGUAUGAUGGAUGACGGCAGGGCUGAGAAGUACAUUACUUGGAUGUGAUUUAUUAAAAGUGCUCUGGGAGGUUAGGAUGAGCAGCUUUUUAGGGGGUCUCGGGUUGUGUUGGGGCCCAGGUCGGCAGCCCCAGAGAGGCCAGUCUUCCUCCUGAACUUGUGCCUCCAGCCCUUCUGCUGGGGUAAGUGUUUCUGCUACCAGACAGAAGACACUUCUGCGACCCUUCUGUCCCAGUGCCUGGUGCCCACGUGGCCAAAGAAGUCGGUUGGUUUAGAAGUCUUGGUAUAUGUGGCUGUUUUAGGUCUUAAUGUUUGACCGUACCUUCGUUUGGAGGGUUUAAAAGGAUAAAAUUGAGCGCAAGUGUUAUUAUCUUAGAUUUAUAUGGUUGGGCUAUUUUCACAUUGUCAGAGAAAAUCAUCGAAGUUGAUAUUUUUAUAAAAUUAUGUUAGUAAUGUCUUGAUUUCAUAAUUCAAAGGAAUCGCUAUAGGAAAGCCUAAAAAUAAGAGAUUAAGCUGCUCUACAGCAUAUAUGGAAUGAAUUAAAAACUUUUGGGAAUCCAAGGUUAUUUUUUUUUAACCUAAAACAUUCUCUUUGGUGCAUCUAUCCCCUUAUGUCAUUGGGGCUCACGGUUUUUCCUUCUCUAUCAUGUUUAAGUAUGAAUUUUCAGCGGAACUGCUAGAAAUCAGCUGUUGUUUCACAGCUAAUAUGAAUGUCUCACUUCUUGUGCCUCUGAUUGGUCAGUUCACGGACAUGGCAAUUUCAAAUUCUGUAUGUAAGGAGAAGGGGUAAAUGUCAAGGCUUGCUGAAGAAAGGAAGCCUUCUGCUCAAGAAAGAAAGCAACAAAGCUGGAGAAGUAAAUAAAUAGAGCAACAGCCACAAACAACGAUCUGUUUAAAGCAAGAGUUAGCUUUGAUCUGCGGUUUGAAAUACACUGUACAGAUACUAAAAACAAUUGUUUGAAGGCCCCCACUGGCCAGUAAAGAAAAUCAUUGACCGGCUGACAGUGUGGUUUAACUCUCAAGAGGAUCAGAGUGUGUUUCUUUUCUGAUGACUUUUUUAAUUUCACUCAGAACUUAUAGUUGGGCCAAUCCAAUCCAAUUGUUUGACUUUUCAGUGGAACUGAUUUUUCUGAGGUUUUGAAAUUUUAACCUAUCCAGAAGAAAAGAAAAUUCUCAAGGUUGGACUUUUUUCGCUUGAUGUGAAUCUGUUAAAAAUUUUGCAAUGUGCUGGUGUAAGAUAACUUAUCUCGUAUGAUUUUGUUGUAUGUAAAUUGUCUCAGUUACAUUCAGGGAAGCAUAUCUGUGUCAUUCAGAGAUGCUUGGGAAAUGAACUCCUCCCCUCCCAGAGUCGGAUGCCUUCGUAUCCAGAGAGGAGUCGGGCUUCAUUCGGAUCUGUGACAGAUGCUGGGAGGUGGGUGGGGUGGGUGUCACAGAAGGCAGAAUCCUGGUAGAAAUGGGGCAGAGGAAGAAGAGAGUUAAUUUGCUAGUAAAAGCCAAUCUCUUUACACCGUAAAGCACCAGGGAAAUUACAGUUAAACUUGGUGCUGGGGGGUUGUUUUCCCCUUAUUACAAGAGGAGGUGAAUAGUAACCGUUGUAAGACUCCGUUGCUUUAUUUUUGAAUAUGGGAGCUGCUGGACUUAGAAGAGGCUGUUUGCUUUCCACCAGGACUUUCUGUAGAAAUGAGGUUGCCCCUGCCUGACAUCCGUCACCCUUGGGGAAAGCGCACGGGGCCAGGAGCUGAUGCCCCAUCUUGGCGUGUGCACCUUGCAGCCGGCCAGGGGGCCAGAGGAGGGGUGUGGGCGCCGUCCGUGCCGUGCCCCGUUGGCCGGGUGGGGACACUGCUGCACAGCCACUGACGUUAACCCCAAUUCCCCUACGGGACUGGGCUUGCUGCUUGAGCCAGGAAGAGUGAGCUUUCAUAGUUUAACUUUUCAAAACAUUUUUUUCUUCCUAAAGAUGGAACAUGAUUUUCCUUCCCAUAUCGGGUUAACUUGAGAAGCUUCAGUUCAUUAAUCACUUACAUUCACGUUAAUGUGAAUUUUUUGUAUCCAGGCCACGUUUUUAAAAGUUUACUGUAGAAUGAAUGAAAGUUGAACUCUAACAUGCUGCUUCUUUGUUUCCGUGAGUCAUCAUGACGUUUAGAUUUCCUUCACCCGCAAAGCCUGAGAGAGCUGUUCUUUGACGACAGAGUAACAGAGAUGCCCAACUCUGGCCACGUCCAAAGGCCUGGGGGCAUGAGUGACCGGCCACUUCUCUGGCCUGGCUGGGUUAGCGCUUACUGAUAAAUGUGGCACCCCAAAGUUUGAAUUGCCUUUAUUUAAAAACACAGGCGCACACUAGGAAAGUGGAUUAACAGUAUACGCAUUCCAUAAAAACCACAUAGGAAAAACCUGCGUUUUAGAGUUAACUCACGUUCUUAUAGUAAACAGUCUUAUACCUAACAGAUCUCAAAAUCAUCUCUGAAAAACUGGUAACUAUGCUUCCAUUUUUCAUUUUGUCCUAAUAUAAACUGUCUCGUGUGUAAGGGUAGGGAAUGGAGAAAUAUUUCUAAUCGUGUAUUCAUAUUCCAAAGGACUUGAAAUUCAACUUCUUGUUUCUAAGUUGAUUACAUGUGGUUUAUAAGCUAAGCACUGGCCAUUUCUUUCAGUUCUGUUGUUAAAUUGUAUUUUUCUAUGAUUUAACUAAUAAUAAUAGAUUUGGCUUUUUGCUGGGUAACAUAAAGAUUGCCAAACUACAUAUAUAUAUAUAUAUAAACAAGAGUUCUAUUUUAGCACAAAAGCAUUUUAUAUUAUUUAUUAAAUCCUUCAGCUUGUUCUCAUCAAAAACAUUCCUUAGCACUUCUGCUCCUUUUUGUUUGUAUAGUUUGUUAUUUAAGGAAAUGCAGCUCUUUCUGUUUUGUUUUGUUUUCCCUGCAAAAUAAAAUUGAAACAAAGCAUAUAGCAACGUAGGGGGGACAUCCCUUCUCAUGGCCGUGGCCUGUUUUCAAUAAUAGCUUAACCCUCUGCUCUGUGCUGAGAGGCAGUGAACUUCUUGGGGUAACAUCUGACAGUGAACUUGCAGUGAAAUACUGCUGUCGUCUACCUCUUCUGAAGGCCCCCUGCUUGUUGACAGGUUCCCAGAACGCUUGACUCCAGGCUGGCUCCAUUAUAAAAGAAUUUCAGGAAAGCACAUUGGCAUCCCUCCCUCACCAUGUAGAUUUCACAGCGUUGUGUAGGGGCCCCAGCAAGCGGGGCAGGUGUGUAUCAUCGCUUCUGUACAGUCAGCCUUCAGGAGCUGAAGUUCACCUGCAGAGCAUCACUUCUGACUCCUGUUGUGCCAAAUCCCCCCGGUCAGUGUGGCCAUCGCCUCAAGAUUUGACUGUUGCACCCGAUUCAUCAGCUACUAGAUGGAAGCUUCUUCCUCCACAUUCUUUAGAAACGGCCCCACCGGCUUUAAAAACAGCACUUCCGGCAGCGGCACAUUCGAACGUGACUCUUCCCUGCCUCGCCGUUUCAAAAUGAUUUGGAAAAUGGUCUCAUCUGUGGUUAAAACUUUUCGAGAGGUCUUAUUUUCUAGCAGACCUUUGAGGGCCCACAGGAAAUAAGAGCAAAGAUCGGUCCCUGUGAGAGAGGGAGCCCUGUUCACAUGCUGACGUUUUUCUCUCCCUGUCUCCCUGGCUGCACAGCCAUCCACAUGGUCACAUAUUUGCUCCGUUCGUGGCCACGGGUAAUGUCCUUGAAGAAAUAAAUCUGUUUUCUCUCUGGCAUUGCCAGGUGAAGCCAGUGAAUUCGAUAUUGUAAAUCUAGAUAUUGUACCUAUGAAAUUCUCAUCCGUUUUUCUCUCUUUUCCCAUCGAUUGUGGCAGCAGAGGUUUACAGUCGCCUCUUAGUCUGCGUUUACUUGUGCACUUUUGAAAUCACAUCACACGUGAGUUGCUGGUCCCGUCCGCGGUCGCCUGCCCUGUGUGUGGUGUGUCACCGUCGGUUAGUUUCGCCAUCUUUCACAGUUAUUUGGGGGCAGCCAGGCUGGUUUUCUGUGUCGAUAAAUUACUUAUAUAAACCUCAAUAAAAAGAAUCUGUACAAAGAGACUUACUUCGGUGUGCUGCUC
Messenger RNA from Hippopotamus amphibius kiboko, 8452 nucleotides. It is a transcript of the gene GRK3, whose product is annotated as G protein-coupled receptor kinase 3. Lineage: Eukaryota; Metazoa; Chordata; Mammalia; Artiodactyla; Hippopotamidae. Gene Ontology annotation, molecular function: ATP binding; G protein-coupled receptor binding; G protein-coupled receptor kinase activity. The transcript has 21 exons. Bases 173 to 2239 code for a protein of 688 amino acids. Gene Ontology annotation, biological process: G protein-coupled receptor signaling pathway; regulation of signal transduction; protein phosphorylation. The record is from RefSeq and is a predicted model, not a curated record.